AUGUCUCCAGCCAAAAGCGAUGAUGAUGUUAUCCCCAUCAUCGUUAACGUAGUGCCAUCACCUAAUGAACAGUACAAAGCAUCACUUGUUAUUCUGGGAAUUACCUGCGCUAGUUGUGUAUCGAUAAUCGAGAAAACCAUCAAAUCACUUCCAUCAGUUGUCGCUGACUCGGUCUCUGUAAACCUACUCACCGGAGACACUCGUUUUGUUUUCACGGAUUCAACUCUCACUUCAUCCGUAAUUAGGGAUACGGUUGAGAGCAUAGGAUACGAUGUGGAGUCAGUUACUGUUACUCAACACGAAUUCAAGCACAUGUCGCUUGCUUCUUCAGUUUUCAGCAGAGCUAGCAAACCCAAAGGUGACGAUGUUGAUUUAUCCCCUGUAACCACUCGAUUGGCUAUUACUGGAAUGACCUGCGCUUCUUGUGUCAAGGUUGUUCAAGACACUUUGCAAAAAUUGCCAGGAGUAUUAACAGCUACUGUCAACUUGUUACUAAAUGAAGCUUCGAUAGAACACGAAUUACAACUUGCCGGGCCUCGCGAUUUGAUAGAUGCAAUCGAGAGUGUGGGCUAUGAAGCUAAAUUAAUAAUAGCACAGACAAAUAGAAACUUGAUACAAGAGAGAGCAAGAAAGCAAACCCAACUACUCAAAAAAAGGUUCCUUCUUUCUCUCGCUGCCGCAAUUCCUACAUUCGUCAUAUCAAUGGUUAUAAUAAUGUGGCUACCAGAUGACCAUCCAAUUAAAAUGAAAUUUCGUACUGAAAUUAUACCCGGUUUGGAUGUGGCUACCGUUAUUUUGUUUGUAAUAGCCACUCCCGUUCAAUUUUAUCUUGGAGCUCCAUUCUAUAUGAAAGCAUACAAGUCACUGCGCUAUGCUCAUGUGGCUAACAUGGAGACGCUUGUUGCUAUUGGAACAUCUGUCUCUUAUUUCGGAUCCAUCGCCACCGUAAUGAUAGCAAUUUCUGAGAAAAGUAAAAAUUAUGGAGGCGAAUUCUUCGAGACAUCUGUGUUUUUAAUUACAUUCAUAUGGUUGGGCAAAUUGAUGGAAGUUAUGGCUAAAGGGAAAACAUUUGAGAGUAUCACCAAAUUAAUGGAACUACAACCAGAAAAGGCAACAUUAGUGGAGGUAGCAGAAAAUAAUGAAGAAACCGAAAAGGAAAUUGACUUUGAAUUAAUACAAGUCAACGAUAUUCUCAAAGUCAAUGCUGGAGCAAAGUUUCCCUGCGACGGAGUAAUUACUCGCGGCAUCGCUACUAUUGACGAGUCAAUGCUUACCGGUGAACCAAUUCCAGUCGUUAAAUCCCUAGGAGACCAGGUAUUCUCUGCAACGCUCAAUCUCAACUCGACGACUUGGAUCCAAGCGACACACGUUGGAACAGACACCACACUUGCCCGAAUUAUUACUCUUAUACAAGAAGCACAAGCAUCAAAAAAGGCACCAAUCGAAGUAUUAGCCGAUAAAAUAUCACAAUAUUUUGUUCCAGCUGUGAUACUAAUUGCAACGAUUGACUUUUUAAUAUGGCUUAUACUCGGAGCGCUCAACGCGUUUCCCAAAGAAUGGAUACCAGAAAGUCAGAGUUAUCCAGUGUUUGCGCUAUUCUUUGGUAUUUCCGUAUUGGUUAUUGCCUGUCCAUGUGCAAUGGGAUUGGCAUCUCCAACUGCCAUAAUGGUCGGCACAGGAGUAGCAGCUAAAUUUGGAAUCCUAAUUAAGGGAGGAGGAGAAGCAAUACAAAUGGCCAGCCGUAUUAAUACCAUUGUAUUUGACAAGACUGGCACUCUAACACGUGGGAGACCGGCGGUCGUUAACUGUAGAUUAUUCAUCAAUCGCGUACGUAGUGAUCGACGUACGUUGCAGCAAAGAAAACUGAUACUACAGAUUAUCGGAUUAGUCGAGUCAGCAAGUAAUCAUCCACUCGCCCUCGCCGUUUGUCAAAUGACUACCCGCAAGCUUCAAGAAGAGACAGAAACCGAUGACGUUGUAUUGGAUGCAGCAACAGAAGUGCCUGGAAAAGGACUGCAAGCCACCGUCAGUGUAACAUCCCUACUAUCGUCCACACUUAUUCCAUGCAAGUCAUGCGUACCUGCUCAAACUACAAAAUAUAAUGUCUGUAUCGGCAGUUACGAAUGGGUUAAAUCCCUUGGUUUUUGUUAUCCGCCUGGCUUGUCUGAAGAAAGUACAACUGAACAAAUCCAAAAAUGGCGUGAACAAGGGCAGUCCAUUGUUGUAGUGGGUGCUACCAUGAUGAAUGAAGUAAGCGGUUCGAGCGCUAAUCUGAUUAUUGCUCAAUUUGGAAUUGCCGACACUAUUCGCACAGACGCUGCCUAUACGGUGAAUUGGUUGAAAGAUAAGGGGAUAGAUGUAUGGAUGAUUACCGGCGAUCAUCCUACUGCAGCCAAUACUGUUGCCAAACAAUUAAACAUUGAUAACGUCAUUGCUCAAGUGACGCCCGAGAACAAGGCAGAAAAGGUUAAAUGGCUUCAGCGACGGAUAAGAAUAGUUGAAUCUCCGCAAACCAUGGGAAAGAAGACAACAAAAGAGCUUGAUAAUGGUGGUUAUGCAGUUGACAAGACCAGCAACGAGAGGCCAGUUGUAGCCAUGAUUGGAGAUGGAAUAAACGAUUCGCCAGCGUUGGCUCAAGCCGAUCUAGGAAUAUCAAUCGCAUCUGGCACAGACAUUGCAAUCGAGUCGGCUUCCGUUAUCCUCGCUCGAUCUACACUCAAGUCACUUACGACAAUGAUACAGUUAUCUCAGGCGAUAAUCAAAAGAAUAAGAAUUAAUUUUGUGUGGGCGUUUUUGUACAAUACUAUUGUUAUUCCAAUAGCAGCCGGAGUAUUCUUUCCUUUAUCUAAGAAGAGUUUGCCGCCCGAAUUGGCCGGUUUGUUAAUGGUCUGUAGUUCAGUUAGCGUUGUAUUAAGUAGUUUACUGCUAAGAAAAUUCAGAGAGAAAUAA
Messenger RNA from Paraglomus brasilianum, 2949 nucleotides. The record is from the annotation of a GenBank genome assembly. Lineage: Eukaryota; Fungi; Glomeromycota; Glomeromycetes; Paraglomerales; Paraglomeraceae.